Mizuhopecten yessoensis (Yesso scallop) is the source of this 750-nucleotide messenger RNA. RefSeq lists its product as uncharacterized. The record is from RefSeq and is a predicted model, not a curated record. The coding region runs from base 1 to 750 and encodes 249 amino acids. Lineage: Eukaryota; Metazoa; Mollusca; Bivalvia; Pectinida; Pectinidae. The transcript has 2 exons.
AUGGCUGCGUUAAACAAAGAGUUCUUCAGAGAAGCACAACCGUCAGAAUUAGCGAUAUUUGACCUUCCACCGCCACAGACAGCUGUCGAAAACAUUUACUAUCAUGACGUGUUACCGUUAUCUCAAAUCACGAGCGAUUCUGUAGUAGAAUUCGUCGUUUCCGGACAAAACGGAUUGGAAUUACUAGAUUUACGGAACAGUCUGAUCUAUGCAAAGACCAUAAUCAAGCAGAUGACCAUCCCUACUGGGACAACAAACUUCACUUACGAUAAUAUAUUCCAAGGUGUGAGACCAAACCUCGUCGUAGUUGGAUUCGUAAACGCCACCAGUACCACCGGUGACUACGAACAGAACCCCUGGGUUUUCAAACCCUAUAACGUCACAUCCCUAGGAGUCUACGUAGAUGGAAUACCAGUCGGUGGAAACCCCAUAAAACUCAAGUACAGUGCAACCGGCGGUCAGACCACCAUUCCAGUCCUUAGGACCAUGUUACAAUCGACGGGGAAAUGGCUUGACGAUACCGGUUCUGACAUAGAGAGGGACGACAUUGCAAAAGGUUAUGCACUCUACACCUUCGAAUUGGAACCUACCUUUCAAACCAAUCAAUAUCUCACCUUACUCAAACAAGGGAACGUCAGACUAGAGUUCAUCUUUGGGACGGCAUUUACGACAGCGGUGUUCUGCAUCAUUUACUGCGAAUAUCCGGGUUACUUUGAAAUCAACGCUGCGAGAGAUAUAGUGUUACCAUGA